GCACCACAAAGAGAUCUGUUAGCAGACUAGCUGCAGCGUCCAAUCCGUCGAUGGCCGCAACAAGCACCUGCAGAGCCUGACGAAAAAGGCACUCAGUUAAUUUCUUGCGGUGUCCGCCAUGCCGCCCAAGGUGGAGAUGCGGAGAAAACCGGACCGGCUGAUGGUUGUAAACCGUCGAAACCGAAUGGAAAACGUGCGCUUAGAGCAACGAGUGAAGGUCCUGGAAAAAUCCACCACCAACAGCUCCCUGGAACUGACCAAAGACAUGAAACAGAUCGAGUCCGGGAUUAACGCCAUGAAGCAGACGACCGGAAGAAGCGCUGAGGGCCUCCCGCCAGAUAGCGCCCAGGAUAAGACACACACGAAGUCGGAUUACUUUCGUUUCGGACCGCGGAUCAGCGCGCGUCGCUUGCACAAAUGGCACACUAAAGAAAAAGAGUUGAGUAAGUUUCUACAGAGCACCAGCGUUGCCACAGAAAGCAUAGUGAAUGACAAAUCCGAGGCAACAAAAGAUACGAUAGAUGAAGAAGAAGAAAACGACGAGGAUGAUGAAGACAACCGUGCCCCGUCAGUGAUAAAUUCAGAGCCAGUGACUGUACGCAAUACUUAUUUAAAUCGACGCAAAAGUCUCAGUUGCACCGACGUUUUUCACGCGAUUCGCCCAAAUGUACAACUGUCUUCCUCGCCUCGUGAUCGCCCACCUUCAGCUAACAAUGUGUGCUCUAAAGAAGAAACGCACAGAGACAAAUUCUCCAUAUCGGAAUGGGAGAAAAAUGUAAUACAAAAUUACACAGCUGUGUUGACGAAACCCGUGAAAGUUAAAAGGACGUUCCGCAGACCCCUUAGCGCAUUUUUGCCAUCGGGUGAAUUUCGUCCCCAGUCGGCGUGGUCACGGUCACCAAGACGGCCCAAGUCCGCUCCGCCGACGUCUCAAACCGACGUGCAACAUAGGACGGGUAAAUCGUUAUGGGGGAUAGCCAAAAAUACAUUUUGCAAGGAAUGGACGGUGGGUGGUGAACCGCAGGUUUCAGAAAACAGCACAAACACUCCAAUUAUGUCAGACGACCCCAAGGUUCGCUUGGCCAACGUGCGUGCCCACUACAACGGGGUUUCUAAACGUUUCGCCAAGAAGAGUGCGGAGCGCGAGGAAAAACUUUGGAUUGAAAUACAGAGGAAAGAAUCUGGACUUUCGUGGUUUACUUCCCCGAAACCUGAAGGGAACGCUGUGUUACAGAACUAUUUUGCCAGAAAAUUUGCUCAGCAUUUAGCAUUUAGUGCAUUUUCGCAAACUACGCCGACGUCGGGCGGUUCAGCCACGGAGUCUGCGCAAACGUCAGGACAGAAUGUUAAAACGCCUUCUGCACAAAACACGACUGUGUUAACAAACGAGAAGACGCCAGAUGAAAACGAAGACAAUGACGCAACGAAAAAUGGAGGCGGUUUUCGUCUUCAGAGGCGCAUAACAAAACUUAUGAAGGACUGCGGUACAAAUGAAAGCGCUGAGAAGAAAACUAAACCCAUGGCUCUAUCAAAAUCGGCAAGAAAACGUGAACUGGAGCAAAUGGUGACGGAAAACACAAUGGACGUGAAACAGAUCGCUAAAAAGGAACAGUCGCGUAGAUUACAGUCGCGCGUGUCCAUGAUCAUGGAAAUGUUCCGUCUGAGCAAUGCUUUUGGUGGAGGAAAUAAGAAUAAAGAUGAUAUUGCCCCGUCAUCUACCUCGGAGAAAAAGACAGAUGAUAAUAGUUUGAACAAGGUUGCUGCCUUACAAGCAUCAAAUGCUAGCUCAUAGUAUAUACAUAUGUACCGGGGUAUGACGCAUUUCCAUUUACAUCUUACGGUCAAUUAAAACAUAACGGCAAAUAUUUGUGCAGACUUCGCAUUCAAUAAGGCAGGGAGAUUUCAAAUAUAUAUAAAGGUAUUGAUAUGUAAUCCAAUCCAGGUUCCC
Messenger RNA from Lingula anatina, 1948 nucleotides. RefSeq lists its product as uncharacterized. The record is from RefSeq and is a predicted model, not a curated record. NCBI's taxonomy places the organism in Eukaryota, Metazoa, Brachiopoda, Lingulata, Lingulida, Lingulidae.